Molecule: messenger RNA, 2967 nt
Organism: Bactrocera neohumeralis
Lineage: Eukaryota; Metazoa; Arthropoda; Insecta; Diptera; Tephritidae
Exons: 2
Coding region: 43-2967 (974 amino acids)
Source: RefSeq, a predicted model, not a curated record
UCGCAUUGUCAUGCACUUAAAUUUAAAAAUGAGCCAGUUGGGAUGUGUUGCUCAUCAGGAAAAGUACAACUAACUGAAAUUGAAACACCACCUGAACCAUUGCACGGUUUACUUAUCGGUACAGAUCCAGAUUCUAGCCUGUUCCUGAAGUCAAUUCGCACAUUUAAUUCAUGUUUCCAAAUGACAUCGUUUGGUGCAACAGAAAUAGUUAAUAAUAUUGCUGCAAACGGUCAACAAUUUAAUUCAACGUUCAAAAUCAAAGGCCAAGUAUAUCACAAAGUGGGCUCAUUGCUGCCAAUGCCAAACGAAUCUCAUAAAUUUUUACAAAUCUACUUCAUGGGUGGCGAGAACUCCGAACGUGCACUCGCCAAUCGCGUGGAUGCACGUUGCGACUACCAUAAUCUCAAUUCAGCUUUUGCCAGGCGUAUCGUCAGCGAGCUGGACGCUCUGUUAAAUGAGCAAAAUGAAUUAUUAAAGUUAUUCAAAUCACACAUGCCCAAGCUACAAAGUGACAAUCACGCAAUUGUCAUCAACCCUGAUAGAACACCAGCUGGAGAGCAUAUACGUAGAUUCAACGCACCUGUUGUUGACGACGUUGCUGGAAUCAUGGUUGGCGACCGUACAUCUACGCGACAAAUUGUGAUUCGAAGAAGAAAUAAUGAUCUUCAGUUCAUCAGUGAUACCCAUCGUUCAUAUGACGCUCUCCAAUAUCCACUAAUUUUCUGGAAGGGACAAGACGGAUAUUGCGUAAAUAUUAAACAACGAGAUCCCGUAACAGGAGCUGAAACAAAUAAGAACGUUAGCUCAAAGGAUUUUUAUUCAUAUCAUUUGAUGAUUAGACGCGGUCGAGACAACAUCAUUUUACGAUGUCGUGAGCUUUGCCAACAAUUUAUAGUCGACAUGUAUGUGAAGAUAGAAAGUGAAAGACUACGAUACUUGCGAUAUAAUCAACAGAAGCUGCGUACGGAAGAAUAUAUUCACUUACGAGAUGCUGUUGCGAACAAUGCUGACACUGCCGAAAUCGGUAACUCUGUUAUCUUACCAUCAUCGUACGUAGGUAGUCCACGUCACAUGCAAGAAUACAUUCAGGAUGCCAUGACUUUCGUGCGUGAAUAUGGACGACCGUGUCUUUUCAUCACUUUUACAUGUAAUCCAAAAUGGAAGGAAAUUACAUCGUUGCUAUUACCAGGACAAAAUGCAAUACAUCGUCAUGAUAUUACAGCACGUGUGUUUAAACAAAAAUUAAAGUCUUUAAUCAACUUUAUUACAAAAUUGCAUGUAUUUGGCUCCACACGUUGUUGGAUGUAUUCAGUUGAGUGGCAAAAGCGUGGAUUACCUCAUGCUCACAUUUUAAUUUGGUUGGUCGACAAAAUACGUGCUGAAAACAUCGACAGUUUGAUUUCUGCAGAGAUUCCAGAUCCGUCUACUGAUCAAUUACUGUUUGAUAUUGUUACUGCAAACAUGAUUCAUGGUCCGUGCGGAAAUCUGAAUCGUUCAUCACCUUGCAUGGUAGACGGAAAAUGUACAAAGCGUUUUCCUAAAGAUUUUACUAACGAUACGGUCACACAUGUUGACGGAUAUCCAAUAUAUCGUCGAAGAAGUACCGAAAAUGGCGGACAAACUUUCAUUAAAACUAUCAGCUACGCAGACAUCGACAUUGACAAUCGUUGGGUGGUACCAUAUUCACCUCUGCUGAGCAAAACAUUCAAUGCUCAUAUUAAUGUUGAGUCAUGCAGUUCGGUGAAGAGUAUCAAAUAUAUUUGCAAAUAUGUGAAUAAAGGGAGUGAUAUGGCUGUAUUUAGAAUUGAAAAUACUAAUGUACAUUCUCCUCCGUUGAAUCAAAAUGAUGAAAUUACGAAUUACCAAAUUGGCCGGUAUGUCAGUUCCAAUGAAGCUGUCUGGCGUAUUUUCGGUUUCCCAAUUCAUGAACGGGAUCCAGCAGUUAUCCAUUUAGCUGUCCACCUUGAAAACGGCCAGCGCGUAUAUUUCACGAACGAUACAGUGCUUGAUCGUGCUAUAAAUCCACCAAAAACUACGCUGACCGAAUUUUUUGAACUGUGCAAUCGUGCGGAUGCUUUUGGUGCCUUCGCACAAACACUUCUCUACUCUGAAGUUCCACGGUAUUUUACAUGGGCUCAAAAAAGGAAAUGGAUACCCCGCAAGCAAGGGACACCAGUUGAUGCGCACCCAGGUUUAUUUAAAUCAAAUACUUUGGGUCGUGUAUAUACAGUCAAUCCAAGGCAGACUGAGUGCUUUUACCUGCGACUAUUGUUGGUUAAUGUCACCGGGCCAUUGUCAUUUCAAGAUAUACGUAAGGUAGAUGGACAACAGUAUCCUACGUAUAAAGAUGCAUGCCUUGCUCUAGGGUUGCUAGAAGACGACAAUCAUUGGGACAGUACGCUUGCUGAAGCAACAUUAAACUGCACAGGAUCACAAAUUCGUCUACUAUUUGCUAUAGUACUGACUACAUGUUUCCCGGCCCGAGCACAAAUGUUGUGGGAUAAUCACAAAGAUUCAAUGACUGAUGAUAUAUUGUAUCGACAUCGUACAAGGUGCAAUGAUCUAACGAUAUCAUUCAGUGAUGCAAUGUACAAUGAAGCAUUGAUUGCUAUCGAGGAUAUUUGCAUUGCUAUUGCGAAUUUGCCAAUCAGUCAUUUCGGUAUGAGCUCACCGAAUCGAAGUGCAUCUGAUUUACUCAACACAGAUAUCAAUCGUGAACUACAGUACGAUACUGUAGAAAUGGCAGGCAUUGUUAGUCGCAAUGUUCCACUACUAAAUGAUGAACAAAAAAUUAUUUACGACCGCAUCAUGCUGGCAGUUUCGGCAGGACAAGGAGGAUUCUUUUUUUGGAUGCACCAGGUGGAACUGGCAAAACAUUCCUUAUUUCGUUACUUCUGGCCGAGAUACGAUCAAAAAAUGACAUCGCAUUGGCCGUUGCAUCUUCUGGCAUUGCAGCAACUUUAUUAG